Eremothecium cymbalariae DBVPG#7215 is the source of this 1038-nucleotide messenger RNA. RefSeq lists its product as uncharacterized. The transcript has a single exon. The record is from RefSeq and is a predicted model, not a curated record. Bases 1 to 1038 code for a protein of 345 amino acids. Lineage: Eukaryota; Fungi; Ascomycota; Saccharomycetes; Saccharomycetales; Saccharomycetaceae.
AUGGGGUACGUUGUAGCCGGUUAUGCAACAAGACGGUUACGGCACUACGAUGACACAGUGGUGUACUAUCCUCCAUUUAAGCGGGUUUGUGUGGGCAGGAGUAUGAGGUUUGAGGAUCUUCCUCGUGAGUUGAUACAGCAGAUAUUUGUGAUUAGUGGGAACCGGUCACUAGCUGUAUGUAGUAGGUUUUUGUACGAGUGUCUCCGACCUAGAGCGUCUUUGAUUGGAUCAUUUUUGAAGGCGAACUAUAUGCAUGAUGUCAACAAGGAGGUGCCAAAGACUGCUACUACUAUGGCGACGCGCAUAAAGCUGCUGGACACGGAUGUAUUUAAUACGAAGGUUUUCCUCGGAUUUUUGAACAGUCAUCAUAAUUUUUUGGAUGGUCUGGGAGGACUCAUGCAGAUUUCUGCGAUCUACGAGACUCAGAGGGCGAGGAGGGUAGAGUUUGAGCAAGGUGGGGACGUUUUUCUCGGAGUACCGAAACCUGUGGUUAAUGAAGAGACGGGGAAACCCGCACUAGACUUCCCCCAGCCCUUUUAUACUCACCCUUAUAUCUAUUUUUGCAAUAAUAUUGAGGCGAAACCACCAAUAUACAAUCAGUUUCUGCUCAAGAUCCACAAGUACUUUGCGAUCACACAACCAGAGUAUUUAACGGAUCGAAUCUUGCAUUGGUUUUUUUAUGAGAGCCAAGAUAACUAUAAUGUGAAUCAUUUGCUUCACGCGAUCAAUCUUGCUUUGCAUCUUUCUAGUUUAUCGGUCCCAAAAUUUACCAGAAUGGAUCCAAUGUUAACCCUAGUAAAUCACCUGUUUGUGGAAAAUAUUCCAGGUAUUACCAAACUACUGCUGGCUACGAAUGAAACUCUAGUUUCUAGGAAGUAUAGAAUUGUUGAAAAGUUCAUCCGCAAAUUCUAUAAGGGCCAUGAAGAAUUGUUAUCAGACGAUACACUGUGGCAGCUAUUGAACAAUACCAAGGAUGCUGAACUGAUGAAGCUUGUUGUCAGCCAUGGAGGCAAGCCACGUUUCAACAUGAUACGAUAA